UGAUAGUGGUCGAUCAACAUUAGCAGAAGUCCUAGUAGAGACAUGAAUGCAGGAUGGCGGCGAACCCAGCACGCACUUGAGUGGCCAUUUAAUUACGGAAUAUGAAGUUGAUGGGAACAUGGAGAUCGUCCGUUACGCUUUUAUUUUUCUUCCUGCUCAUCUCACCCAUUCAGUUUUGUCAGCUGAGAAAAUUCACAAAACAGGAUCUCCUGGGUUACAAGAAACGUGUUGUGGAUAUGUUCAAUCAUGCAUAUGAAAGUUACAUGCAGUAUGCUUAUCCAUUAGAUGAACUCCGUCCUUUGACAUGUGAUGGUCAUGACACUUGGGGCAGCUUCUCCCUAACCCUCAUUGAUGCCUUGGAUAUGUUGGCCAUAAUUGGCAAUUAUACGGAAUUCCGAAGAGUGGCCAAACUGGUUCUCGACAGCGCAGAUUUCGAUACUGAUAUCAAUGCAUCAGUAUUUGAGACCAACAUUAGAGUUGUUGCUGGUUUACUUUCUUCACAUCUGUUGUCUAAGAAGGCAGGGAUGGAAACUGAUCCAGGUUGGCCAUGUUCUGGUCCUCUCUUGGAUUUAGCUGAGAACAUGGCUCGCAGACUUCUGCCAGCCUUCGAUACUCCAACCGGAAUGCCAUAUGGCACCAUAAACUUACGACAUGGUGUUCCAGCAGGAGAAACCACUGUUACCUGUACUGCUGGAGUGGGAACAUUCAUUGUAGAAUUUGGAACCCUCAGUAGACUUACUGGAGAUCCAAUCUUUGAGAAUGCAGCAAUGAGGGCUAUGAAAUCACUUUGGAAUUUCCGGUCUGAUAUAGACUUGUUUGGUAACCAUAUUGAUGUAAGAACUGGCAGAUGGACAGCUCUUGACAUGGGUAUUGGUGCUGGCGUAGAUUCCUAUCUAGAAUAUCUUGUCAAGGGAUCGAUUAUGUUCAACUCUCCAGAAAUGUUGGCCAUGUUUAAUGAAUGUAAAGUGGCCAUUGAAAAAUACCUGAAACGUGAUGAUUGGUACAUGUGGGGCAAUAUGAAGAAAGGCUCUAUCACAUUACCUGUGUUUACUUCUCUCGAUUGCUAUUGGCCUGGCAUACAGAGUUUGCUUGGGGAUAAUGACAGUGCUAUGAAAACUAUUCUGAACUUUCAUCAAGUUUGGAAACAGUUUGGUUUUGUUCCUGAAUUCUAUAACAUUCCAAAAGCCGACGCCCAUGCCAAUCGAGAAGGAUAUCCUUUGAGACCAGAGUUGAUAGAAAGUACCAUGUACUUAUACCAGGCCACUAAGGACCCCUACCUCCUACAAAUUGGAGUGGAUAUGUUGGAAUCUAUUGAGCAAGUGACAAAGACCAGAUGUGGUUUUGCUACGGUAAAAGAUGUGACUGACCACCGGCUGGAAAAUAGGAUGGAGUCAUUUUUUCUAGCAGAGACUCUGAAAUACAUGUACCUGCUGUUUACCCCCGACCAUUUUAUCCAUAAUAACGGAAGCAGAGGUGAAGUCAUAGAGACCACAUACGGAGAGUGUGUUAUCGAUGCUGGAGGUUAUGUGUUUAACACUGAAGGCCACCCUAUUGAUGUGGCUGCUGUUCAUUGUUGCAGCGCAGUAAAGAAAAAAGAUGAUGACAUUCUUUUUAAACUUCAUGACAAUUUGGAUUUAUUAGCAUUGUUGGGGGCUACAGACGAGGGCCAGCACUAUGGAGGGCAAAAAUGGGAGAAGAAAAGAAAAGACCAACAGACAGAAAACAGUGAUAAUGGGUCAGAAUCUAAUUCAGAAGAUUCUUCCAAAGAGACUGGGGACAGUUCUGGGGCUUCAAACACAACGAAAUCUGAAAGUGAAUCCAGUAACCACACUUCUUCCAGUUCAGAUAAAACUGAAAAAGAUAAGGAAAAUGUUAAAAUCAAUAUAGAAAUAAAACAAGAGAAAUCUUCACCACAAACAGACAAUAGGGGUGGAAAUACAUCGAUUUUAAAUGAUCUAAAUGUUGACGAAAAUGAUAGCCCGGUGAAAGAUUCAGAGAGAUCUGAAGAACCGAAUAUUGCUGACCUUUACAAAAGCUUAAAAGACUUUGAGAUUGGAUUCAAAGCACCAUAUUCUUUAAUGUAUUGCCCAGCUCAACCAUUCCAUAUGAAACUUUCUGUGAUGGGAGAAAUGUUUGAAAACAGAAUUGGACCUUUAGGAGAAGAAUAAAUUUUAUUUAAAUUUGUAAA
Octopus sinensis (East Asian common octopus) is the source of this 2188-nucleotide messenger RNA. Its product is annotated as ER degradation-enhancing alpha-mannosidase-like protein 2. Gene Ontology annotation, molecular function: calcium ion binding; mannosyl-oligosaccharide 1,2-alpha-mannosidase activity. Gene Ontology annotation, cellular component: endoplasmic reticulum; membrane. NCBI's taxonomy places the organism in Eukaryota, Metazoa, Mollusca, Cephalopoda, Octopoda, Octopodidae. The coding region runs from base 102 to 2168 and encodes 688 amino acids. Gene Ontology annotation, biological process: carbohydrate metabolic process; endoplasmic reticulum mannose trimming; mannose trimming involved in glycoprotein ERAD pathway. The transcript has 10 exons. The record is from RefSeq and is a predicted model, not a curated record.